Molecule: messenger RNA, 3345 nt
Organism: Penicillium maclennaniae
Lineage: Eukaryota; Fungi; Ascomycota; Eurotiomycetes; Eurotiales; Aspergillaceae
Product: leucine--tRNA ligase CDC60
Exons: 5
Coding region: 1-3345 (1114 amino acids)
Biological process (GO): leucyl-tRNA aminoacylation
Molecular function (GO): aminoacyl-tRNA deacylase activity; leucine-tRNA ligase activity; ATP binding
Source: RefSeq, a predicted model, not a curated record
AUGGCAGCCGCCGCCGCCGCGUCUGCUGCGCUCGAUCCGAGCAACGGCACGAAAAACACCUUGAAAUUGGAAAAUACCGAGAAGCGCGACUCUCUGAUCGCAAUUGAGAAGAAAUACCAGGCGCAAUGGAAGAAGGACAAGGUCUUCGAGGUCGACGCCCCCUCCUUCGACGAGGUGCCCCAGGGCUCCAUGUCCGCCGCCGAGCUGCGUGAGAAGCACCCCAAAUUCUUCGGUACUAUGGCCUACCCCUACAUGAACGGUACUCUCCACGCCGGUCACAGUUUCACUGCCAGCAAGGUCGAGUUCAUGACCGGUUUUGCCCGCAUGGAGGGCAAGCGUGCCCUCUUCCCCCUCGGUUUCCACUGCACUGGUAUGCCCAUCAAAGCCUGUGCCGAUAAGUUGCGUGACGAGGUGAAGUGGUUCGGUCAAAACUUUGAGGGCUACAAGGAGGCAGAGGAGGCUGCCACUCCUGCAGCGCCUACCCAGGAGUCCAAGCCGGAGGUCAAGGAGCAGGCCGAGAAGUUCUCUGGAAAGAAGAGCAAGGCUGCUGCCAAGACCGUAAAGAUGAAGUACCAGUUCCAGAUCAUGCUGGCUAUUGGUGUCCCUCUCGAGGAUAUUCACAAGUUCGCUGAUGCCAACCACUGGCUCCACCACUUCCCUCCUCUCGCCAUCCGUGAUCUCGACAGCAUGGGUGCUCGUGUCGACUGGCGCAGACAGUUCGUUACUACUGACGCCAACCCUUACUACGAUGCCUUCGUUCGCUGGCAGAUGAACCGCCUCCACGAGCUGGGCAAGAUUAUGUACGGUAGUCGUUACACCAUCUACUCGCCUAAGGAUGGCCAGCCCUGCAUGGACCACGACCGCACUGAGGGUGAGGGUGUUGGACCCCAGGAGUACACUGCCCUUAAGCUCCAGGUCAAAGAGUGGUCUCCCAAGUUGGCUGAGGCCAUCAAGGGUAAGAUUGAGGAUGACGCCAAGGUCUACUUUGUUCCCGCUACUCUGCGUCCCGAGACCAUGUACGGCCAGACCAACUGCUUUGUUGGUCCUAAGAUCAAAUAUGGAUUGUUCAAGCUGAAAGAGAAGGAGUACAUUGUUGUGACCAAGCGUGCUGCCUGGAACAUGGCUUUCCAAGGUCACUUCUUUGACAAUGAUAACUUCCCCAAGACCCAGGACCAGCUGCCUAUGGUCUAUGAGGCUCCUGGCUCUGACUUCGGUGUCUACAUUCUGCCCAUGGAGAGUGUCUCUGCUUCCAAGGGUACGGGUGUUGUGACUUCCGUCCCCUCAGACAGCCCCGACGACUAUGCUACUCUGAUGGAUCUGCAGAAGAAGGCCGAUUUCUACGGCAUCAAGAAAGAGUGGGCCGAGAAGGAGAUUCACCCUUUGAUUGAUACUCCCACCUACGGCAACCUGACUGCACCUACCCUGGUCAAGCAGCUGAAGAUCAACUCUCCUAAGGACGUGACCCAGCUUGCUCAGGCCAAGGACCUCGCCUACAUGGAGGGUUUCUACAAGGGCACCAUGCUGGUUGGCGAGUUCAAGGGCGAGCCUGUGAGCGAGGCUAAGGACAAGGUUCGCAAGUCCCUUUACGACAGCGGCGAUGCCUUCCCCUUCGCCGACCCUAUGGGCAAGGUUGUCAGCCGCAGUGGAGAUGACUGCGUUGUCGCCUACCUCGGUCAAUGGUUCUUGAACUACGGCGAGAACGACGCUAAGUGGCAGGCUGAUACCCUGAACCACGUUGUCAACGACCUCAACACUUACUCGCCUGAGGCCCAGCACGGUUUCGAGAAGAACUUGUCCUGGCUCAACCGCUGGGCUUGUGCCCGUACUUACGGUCUGGGAUCUCAGCUUCCCUGGGACAAGCAGUUCCUGGUUGAGUCUCUGUCCGACAGCACUGUCUACAUGGCCUACUACACCAUUGCCCACCUUCUGCACGGUGACCGCUACGGAAAGACUGUCGGUUCCCUGAACGUGACUGCUGAACAGAUGACGGAUGAAGUCUGGGACUACGUUUUCUGCCGUCGGGAAAUCAGCGAUGAGCUUGUUUCUAAGACUGGUAUCAGCAAGGAGGCUCUGCAGAAGAUGCGCCGCGAGUUUGAGUACUGGUACCCGCUGGAUGUCCGUGUCUCCGGCAAGGACCUGAUCCAGAACCACUUGACCUUCUUCCUGUACAUUCACGUCGCUCUCUUCCCCAAGGAGUACUGGCCCCGUGGUAUCCGUGCCAACGGCCACUUGCUGUUGAACGGAGAGAAGAUGAGUAAAAGUACUGGUAACUUCCUCACUCUGAAGGAUUCCGUCGACAAGUUUGGCGCCGACGCUACCCGUAUCGCUUUCGCCGAUGCCGGUGACAGCAUUGAGGAUGCCAACUUCGAGGAGUCUGUUGCCAACAGCAACAUUCUGCGUCUGUACACUCUCAAGGAUUGGAUUGAGGAGAUCUCCAAAGACGAGACUCUCCGCACCGGCCCUGCUGAUGCCUUCGCCGACCAGCUUUUUGACAACGAGCUCAACGCUCUGGUCCGCGAAACCCAGAAGCACUACCGCGACACUGAUUUCAAGCUUGCCCUGAAGUCUGGUCUCUACGACUUCACAAGUGCCCGCGACAGCUACCGUGAGAUGGCCACUGCCGCCGGUGUUGGUAUGCACAAGGACGUUGUUGGGCGCUACAUCGAGCUGCAGGCUCUCAUGCUUGCCCCUAUUGCUCCUCACUGGGCCGAAUACGUCUGGCUUGAGGUUCUCAAGAAGAACUCGUCCAUCCACCACGCCAAGUUCCCCACUGUGCCCGAGUCCUCGCCCGAGUUGACUGCUGCCCAGCAAUACGUCCGCGGCACCUCCUCGAGCAUUCUCUCUUCCGAGGCCAUGUUCGUCAAGCGCCUGUCCAAGGGAAAGACCGUGAACUUCAACCCCCGCGACCCCAAGAAGCUCACCAUCUACGCCGCCAAGAAGUUCCCCGCUUGGCAGGAGAAGUACAUCGACCUCGUCCGUGAGGCCUUCGACGGCCUCAACCUCACCUUCAAUGACAAGGAGCUCAACGGCAAGGUCGGCAAGCUUGGCGAGAUGAAGAAGGCCAUGCCCUUUGUUCAGACUCUCAAGCGUCGUCUGGUGCAGGCCCGUGAGGACCCCUCGACAGUCUUUGAGCGCAAGCUGCCCUUUGAUGAGUUCGCUGUCCUCGCUAAGAUGGUCGAUGGUCUGAAGCGCACUGCUGGAUACAAGGAGGUUGAGAUCGUCGCCCUUGACGAGGGCGGUAAGUCUGGCGAGGUUGUUGGUACUGGUGAGAAGCGGGAGGGUCUCUCGGCUGAGAAUGCAGUCCCUGGAAACCCUACCUUCCAGUUCUCCAACGUUGCUGCUUAG